UUACAUUCGCUGUACAUAAUAAUAGUGUUAGCAAUGAACCAGUGGCAAGGAAAAGUAGCUGUCGUGACAGGUGCAAGCGCCGGUAUUGGUGCAGCCAUCGCCAGGGAGCUAGCCAAGGCGGGAAUGAUCACGAUUGGGCUAGCUAGACGACCAGAAAAAAUACUAGAACUCAAAAACCUAUUACCGGAGGAUGCUUCCCAGAGAAUUCAUGCCGUACGUUGCGAUGUUUCUAAAAGGGAGGAUAUCAGGAAAGUGUUCCAAGAGAUUCAAGAUAAACACGGAGGAAUCGAUGUACUAAUCAAUAACGCUGGCGUUGUGAAACAGACGACACUUUUCGCGGAUGACGAUGGGCAGCCCCUGCAGGAAAUUUUGGAUACCAAUGUCCUGGGACUGACAUUGUGCAGCCGAGAAGCCCUGAAAUCGAUGAAAGCGCGUGACACCAAUGGACAUAUUAUACACAUAAACAGCAUCGCCGGACACAAAGUGCUACAGUUUCCGCACAUGAACAUGUACGCAGCUAGUAAAUUUGCUGUCACGGCUAUCACGGAGACGAUGCGCAACGAGCUGCGUGAGAUGGGUUCCAAGGUCAAAGUGACGAGUAUAAGUCCCGGUGUGGUGAAAACGGAAAUCGUAGCCGGUUUAGACGACCACAGAGACUUUCCUAAGCUGGAAUGCGAGGACAUUGCCGCGGCUGUACUGUACGUGCUGGGAACUCCGCCGCACGUUCAAGUUCACGAGUUAACAAUCAAACCGGUUGGAGAGCAGUUUUGAUUAUUUUUUGCUCAAACUGUAAUUAAGGUGUUUCGAACUGGUGUUUUGAAGU
Molecule: messenger RNA, 823 nt
Organism: Sabethes cyaneus
Lineage: Eukaryota; Metazoa; Arthropoda; Insecta; Diptera; Culicidae
Product: farnesol dehydrogenase-like
Exons: 2
Coding region: 34-771 (245 amino acids)
Molecular function (GO): oxidoreductase activity
Source: RefSeq, a predicted model, not a curated record